Messenger RNA from Blastomyces gilchristii SLH14081, 2402 nucleotides. Its product is annotated as mitochondrion protein. Lineage: Eukaryota; Fungi; Ascomycota; Eurotiomycetes; Onygenales; Ajellomycetaceae. The coding region runs from base 104 to 2173 and encodes 689 amino acids. The record is from RefSeq and is a predicted model, not a curated record. Gene Ontology annotation, cellular component: MICOS complex. The transcript has 3 exons. Gene Ontology annotation, biological process: cristae formation.
CACAAAAAUAAAUGAUAAAUGCACUUGAUCUGUAUUUUUGUGCUUGACUCAAUCUCCCCCGUGUCCCCGCCAGUCGACCAGCUUUUCGACAGUGUCGCACGCCAUGCUGCGCACUUCAAUUGCGUCGAGCCGUCAGGUGCUCUCCUCCCCAAUCUGUCCCAAUCCGUCUGUGCAAUGGCUACACACCUCGAGAGCCAGGCGAGUAAAUGCCGCCGCGAGUAGAAGAUAUUAUGCUGUUGCUAGAAAACCCAAUGCUGGCGUUCGAAGCUCAUCAACCCCCAAUGCUGCCGCUACCCCAGAGUUAUCUCAGAAAGCUACAAACUCGACAAGCACGAAGCCUCCAGGCCCGAAUGACCCGGACGUACGAUCACCAGCCUCUCCAUCAACUGGAUCAACUCUCCAUCCGGAAACUGUUUCCAAGCCGCCCCAAUCUCCUGCCGUUCAAGGUCAGACUUCGCCAGGCUCAUCCGUUCAACCACCAGAGCAUGAGCCAUCCCCCCCACCACCGCGGCCUCCGCCAGCCCCCAAAACCGGACUGCUACGCAAACUACUCUAUCUGUUUCUCACCACCGGCCUCGCAUAUGCUGGAGGUGUCUGGUACUCUCUCAGGUCGGAUAACUUCUACGAUUUCUUCACCGAAUAUAUUCCAUAUGGCGAGGAGGCAGUUCUGUAUCUUGAAGAACGCGAUUUCCGGAGUCGGUUCCCAAGUAUCGCAAGACAGAUUAAUCGGCGCGUCUCAGCACCAAGGGAUGAAGGUGCCCAGGUGAUGAUACCCGGUAGAAGCGGACUAUCAUGGAAGGUUGCGGAAGAGCAACAAGAAGCGUCUGAUGUGACUAAACAAGGGCAGCAUAUAAGUGCUACGGAUGCGAAUGAGCUGACAGAAGAAACCAAGGUUGCAGAGAAGGCCAAGGAGGAUGUAAAGAGCAAACCAGUGGCGAAGAAAGCGGAAGCGGCUGAACCCAAAUCAUCUCCUAAGGUUGUCGAACCCCAUCCUGCGAAGGCGGAGGAGAACACAAGUCUCGAAGCCCCAAGACAACCAGUGGUUCCGGCCGCUGCUGCUAUCGAGCACUUGGGUCUGGAUAACGAGGAUGAACCAGUCGUACAGGACUUAGUGAAAGUCUUCAAUGACAUAAUUACCGUGAUCAGCGCUGAUGAAUCUGCCUCUAAGUUCUCCGUCCCGAUUGCCAAAGCGAAGGAAGAGUUGGAAAAAAUUGGAGACCGCAUCGUCGCUCUUAAGAAUGAUGCUCAGGAAUCAGCAAAGGAGGAAAUUAGAAAUGCGCAAGCUGCCUUAGACAAGUCUGCCGCAGAGCUCGUUCGACACAUUAACGAAGUCCGUGCCCAGGAUGCCGCUGAGUUCCGCGAAGAGUUUGAGUCCGAACGAGAGAAAAUCUCCAAAUCCUACCAAGAAAAAGUCACUACGGAGCUUCAGCGUGCUCAUGAAGUUGCCGAGCAACGCCUUCGCAAUGAACUUGUUGAGCAGGCCAUUGAGUUAAACCGUAAAUUCCUCGCUGAUGUCAAAACUCUCGUGGAGAAUGAGCGUGAGGGCCGCCUAAGCAAGUUAGCUGAACUGACCGCCAACGUCGCGGAACUGGAACGACUCACUGCCGGCUGGAGCGACGUGAUUGACAUUAACUUGAGAACCCAACAGCUUCAGGUUGCUGUUGAUUCCGUGCGAACAACUCUUGAGAACUCUGAGGUACCCCGCCCCUUUAUUCGCGAAUUGGCCGCCGUCAAAGAGCUUGCGUCCAACGAUGAAGUUGUGGCCGCUGCCAUCGCCUCGAUCAGCCCCACAGCCUACCAACGCGGAAUCCCAUCGCCGGCUCAGCUUGUUGAUAGAUUCCGAAGGGUAGCUAGCGAAGUCCGCAAGGCUAGCCUAUUGCCUGAAAAUGCCGGUAUCACGAGCCACGCUGCGAGUUUGGUUUUGAGCAAGGUUAUGCUCAAGAAGCAGGGGACGCCUGUCGGUAAUGAUGUAGAGAGCAUACUCACACGAACUGAGAACUUGCUCGAAGAGGGUAAUUUCGACGAGGCUGCGCGUGAAAUGAACAGUCUGCAGGGCUGGGCGAAAUUGUUGAGUAAGGACUGGCUUGCGGAUGUCCGGCGGGUUCUGGAAGUUAAACAGGCUCUUGAGGUCAUCGAAACUGAAGCCCGCCUGCGGUGCUUGCAAGUUGAAUAGAUCAAAUUAUACACCCCUGACCUGGGACAACUUAUCUCCCUCUUGUAUUCCCACCAAAUUACCGCUUUUGUAUACAUAUAGUAUUUCACCAUUACUUAGAAUCAAUGCUAGAUAUGCUGUUUCCGCUGUUUACAGCGUAGUUUGUUCUGCUGCUUCUUUCCCACGCCACCAUGGAUGUUUCUUAACCUAACUUAAAAAGUCGCUAGCGCAGCCACUCAGCGGCUGCGCC